This is a messenger RNA of Tuber melanosporum (Perigord truffle), 3174 nucleotides long. RefSeq lists its product as uncharacterized. Gene Ontology annotation, molecular function: protein binding. Gene Ontology annotation, cellular component: cytoplasm. The transcript is spliced from 3 exons. Bases 499 to 3174 code for a protein of 891 amino acids. Gene Ontology annotation, biological process: tRNA methylation. Lineage: Eukaryota; Fungi; Ascomycota; Pezizomycetes; Pezizales; Tuberaceae. The record is from RefSeq and is a predicted model, not a curated record.
CUACAGGCCUCUCCCCACGAACCUUUGUUGAAAAACGUCUGCUAACUGUUUAAGCACGUCUCUAACCUGUCACCUGUGACUGCCCUUGCUUUCCAAACUGCUCAAAACUUUCCAAACUCAGUCCCCGGAUCGAAACUACUUGUUGGUGAAGGACCAUUUGUUAAGAUCUUAGAUAUCGUUACUCGAGAGUCUAUCCUUAAACGUCGAAUAUUUUCCCGAGAACGAAUUCACGGAAUCACACUCUCACCACGCAAUCAACAAAACGUCUUGUUUUGGGGAGGAAGGAGCAUAUGUAUUACUGCGAUAACUUCUUUACCUAGGGAGGAAUGUGUCCCCCGAGAAAUUCGCGUACCAGACUGGGUUUUCUAUGCUGUAUUCAUUCCUUCUCCAACUUCGGCUUCAGGCGAAGAGGCGGUUGUCAUCACUGCCCACAAUGUGUUACUUAGAUACGAUAAUGCUUCGACAAGCUGGUACGAGCUAGCGUCUGGGGAGCGCUGUAUGCUAUAUUCCGCUCAUCUCCAUAUUGCGGCCGAUGCCCUCAAUUCCCAGGACCGAGUUCUAGUUGCAGCUGGCACUGUUUUUGGCCAGAUCAUACUAUGGUCGGCUGCAAUGGUCCCAUCAUCAUCAGGUAUUAAUGCCCUGAAAAAUCCCAAGACCUACCGUAGACUUCUCGGUCACGAAGGUUCUAUCUUUGGUGUUAACAUCUCACCCAAAUAUCAUGGCGGCAAGUGUUACCUCGCUUCCUGCAGCGACGACAGAACUAUUAGAAUAUGGGAUAUAUCCCAAUUUGACUCCUCGCUCCCUUUAUCAGAUGAUACAGAGAUAAAAAAGACAGGAUUUGGACAUGAAAUAGCACAGGAAGGUCGGUGUAUUUCCGUGGGUUGGGGUCACGGAGCGCGUAUUUGGGGUGUCCAGUUUCUCCCAGUAACCAAGGAGAGCUCGAUCGAAUUGCUUUCAAUCUCAGAAGACUUGACUUCGAGGUUUUGGGCAUUUGACCCGGGACAAGAAAAUUCCGGGAAUAUUGAACUGAAAAGUAUAGCUACCUACCGAUUACAUUCCGGCAAACAUAUUUGGAGCUAUGCUCUAGAUUUUGAAAGAGGGCUAUUAGCUACUGGUGGUGCAGAUGGGAAGAUUGGGCUGGUACGUUAUCGAGAUGACCAAGCAAGCCGAGAGGAGGCAUGGGGGAUGGAUUCUGUGUUAACACAGAUUGGGGAUUCUCGAGAGGGGCUCGGCGAGCCUAAUCACAAAGUUAAAAAGGCACAUGAUGCGUUUAAAGAAUACGCAGCUCUUGACAAUGACUGCUUUGCUGCAACAACUACUCUAGGUAGAGUUUUAACCUACAGACUCAGUCAGAAGAGGUGGGACCUACUCGGUCAGUGGACAGGACUAAAGGGUUGGAGCAUUUUGGCAUCCUGGGAAGACUCGGAUCUGAUUGUCCUAGGAGGCAACAAUGGCCAGGUUGGAGUUUUAGACACAGCAUCAAAGCAAGAAUGGUGGUGGCAGUCAAUGGCUGGUGAAAAUGGCAAAGUUGCAGGAGUAUUCCUCGGAAGAUACUAUAUCCUGACCACAGCUCUAUCGCCAGCAAUCUUUUCUUUACAUUCUUUCAAGAUGGAUCACUCGGAGUCACCACCAGUGCUAAUCGAUAGAGAAACGUUACUACUACAGUCACCUGCCCGGGCAGGAGACACGAAAUUCCUGGUAACCAGCCUGGCGAUCAGUCAAAGGACAGACCACCUAUUUCUCGGCUCCCGAACAGGGGCAUUGGCGAUUUAUGACUUAUCUUCUACAGUUAGUCCUCUGUGUGCACUUUCCCACACCCUCGUUCACCCAACAGACGCCAUAACCACAAUCCUCCCGCUGAAAUCCGGGAUUUUAACCACCUCCCGCAAUGGCGAAUACUCCCGCCUAUCCAUAUCUCCACCACCAAACAUCCGCCUUACAAAAACUCACGCCCUAAAACCCUCUUUCGUCAUCGAGGGCGCCAGGCAAGAGGACAGUUUAACCCUCUGGGGCUUCCACGGAAAGAACUUUACAAUAAUAGAUCAAACCUCCCAGCACGAAGUGCACUCGGUGGCCUGCGGUGGAGCGCAUAGGUCUUGGACACAUAGACUGAACUGGUACUUUGUCUGGACAAAGGCCGGGAAGGCCCACCUCGCGCGCACCUACCCACGUCGCAAGCUUUUGCAGUCGGGCCUCCACGGUCGAGAGGUCAAGUCCAUAGCAACACACGGUGAUCUCAUCGCUACUGGUGCUGAAGACACGCUCCUCUGCCUAUCAACGCUUUCCUCCUCCGGGCAAUUGUGCCCGUGUGCGGUUGUUGGCACGCACACUACAGGCAUCCACGCACUGCAAUUUACUCCCAGCGGAGAGUACUUAUUUUCCGCCGGCGGUGCAGGGGAACUACUUGCCUGGCGAGUCCGCUCCGCCAACGAGAUUGUUCUCGGAGGCACGUGCGAGGGUUGGAGCGAUCUUCGAGUUGAGGGCUUCGACCUAUUACCUGUCGAAGGAGUAGGAGAACGGGGGGAAGGGGGGAUGUUGCUUGCGAUCGGCUACUCAGAUUCUACCAUCCGUCUCUACAACUUCUCCCCAUCAACCGGAGCCUUCAACCUAGUGAUGAAGGGUACAUACAAGACCUGCUGCAUCCUACACGUCAAGUUCCUCCCCAACAACGAUGGGAUCCUAGUUGCCGGAACAGACGGGUAUCUGAGUAUCUAUCCGCUUUCGGAUCCAUUCUCUCCCACAUCCCCUCCACACCCGCUCCCACUUCCGCCGAAGUUGGUAGAAAAGCGCAUUCACCAAAGUUCAGUCAAAGCCCUCAGCGUAGCCUCCAGAGCGAACGGUGUCUACAUCUACACGGGUGGCGAUGAUUGUGCUUUCGGCAUUACCCGCGUCGAUACCAAAAACAGUGUUGCAGAAUCGUGGAUUGUGCCGAGGGCGCACGCUAGCGCCGUUACUGCUGUGGUGUGUGUUGGUGAGCACGUACUCACUGCUGGGGUGGACCAGCAGGUUAAGCUGUGGAAGGUGAGUGAGGGGGAAGAAGGUAUCACAGUUGAGAUGCGGGAACAGCGGGGGAGUGCUGUUGCGGAUAUUUCUGCUGCGGAGAUGGCUGGUGGUGGGAAAGUAGUGAUCGUGGGGGUUGGGGUGGAUGUUUGGGAGGCGAGUGAUGAGUUGUGA